This is a messenger RNA of Botrytis porri, 2547 nucleotides long. RefSeq lists its product as uncharacterized. Gene Ontology annotation, molecular function: malate dehydrogenase (decarboxylating) (NAD+) activity; NAD binding. Bases 299 to 2284 code for a protein of 661 amino acids. Gene Ontology annotation, cellular component: mitochondrion. The record is from RefSeq and is a predicted model, not a curated record. Gene Ontology annotation, biological process: pyruvate metabolic process; malate metabolic process. The transcript has 4 exons. Lineage: Eukaryota; Fungi; Ascomycota; Leotiomycetes; Helotiales; Sclerotiniaceae.
GCGAUCCCGUCCGAUAUUCUUCGGACGAUCAAUGAAACCCCAACGAAACUACCAGCAUGCUGUUGCAAAUUUUCUUCUUCUCACAGCUCACGCGAUGGCCGUGACCAUAUCCCAGUUUAUCAUCAUGGAAUAACCUCCGUGUCUAAAGUCAAGGUACCCCACUUAAAAGUAAUGCGAACGACCGUGUCGUCCCAUCAAAUAUAUCAAUGAUGAACCAUCAUCUCCCACGAGGUUUUUUUUCUUUUAAAUUCGUCGCACUAUCAUAAAGUCAAAGAAAUAAAACUUUCUAUUCAAAUAAAUGGCUUCUUCUCAUAAUUACAGCACAUCCAGUUCUGAAGUCGGAACUCCAUAUACUCCUAGAUCUUCUUCUCCUACUUAUUCCGUCGCAAGUCGUUCUUCUUCUACCACCAUCAGUAAACGCAUCUCUAUUUCUACAAGUCGGAGAAAUACAACUAUGAAUCCUAUAGGUGGCGUUGAUAUUGCUGCCAUUGAAGCGGCUAUGAAGCAAUCUUCUCUUGACCAUUUGAAAGGUUAUAGUCAGACGAAUUAUCCAACGGUUACUCAAUCCAAUGAUACCGAAUAUAUCUCUCAAGAUGCCGCCAAAGGAUAUCAGGUUCUUCGUGAGCCUGCAUGGAAUAAAGGUACCUCCUUUACUCCCGAAGAAAGAGUCAACAAAAACCUUACUGGUCUCAUCCCUCACGUCCUAGAGAGUCUCGAAACACAAUGUAUCCGAGCCAUGCGAAUGAUCAACAGUCGAGCAACUCCCAUCGACAAAUACCUUUAUCUCUCCAAUAUCAAAGCUCAAAAUACAGAUCUUUUCUACCGUCUCUUAAUCGAUAAUAUCGCUACUCUCAUGCCCCUCGUCUACACCCCCACAAUCGGUGAUGUCUGUCUCCAAUACUCCACAUUAUAUACUCGCCCAGAAGCAUUAUAUAUUUCCAUCAAGCAACGUAACUCCAUGACUACCAUUUUGAGAAAUUGGCCAUAUCCGGAUCCUUCGAUUUGUGUCGUGACAGAUGGAUCACGUAUUCUCGGGCUUGGCGAUCUCGGUGUUAACGGUGUUGGAAUCUCGAUCGGUAAACUAGCCCUCUACACCGGAGCAGCCGGUAUCCAUCCCGAAAAAACCCUCCCCAUCGUCCUCGACUGCGGCACCGCCAAUGAAGAAAAUCUCCGCGAUCCCCUCUACCUCGGUCUCCGCAUGAAGCGGCCCGGUCCCGAAAUCGAACAGCAAUUUAUGGAUGAAUUCAUGGCUGCCGUGAAAGAAGUCUACCCGCAGAUGCUUGUCCAAUUCGAAGAUUUCGAAUCCGAAAAAGCAUUCAAGUAUCUCGAUCGAUACAAGGGCGAAAAAACGUUCAACGACGAUAUUCAAGGUACAGGUGCGGUGGUAUUAGCUGGAUAUAUCGGCGCAGUCAAUCUCUCCGGAGUCCCCAUCGAAGACCAGAGGUUAGUAUUCAUGGGCGCGGGAUCCGCUGGCGUCGGAGUCGCAAAACAAGUCAUGGAAUAUUAUACCCGUCGUGGCCUCUCUGAAAAAGAAGCCCGUGAUAAAUUCUGGCUCGUCGACACCAAAGGCCUUGUUACCACUGACCGCGGUGACAAAUUAGCCGCGCAUAAGAAAAUCUUCGCGAGAGAUGAUAAUAAUGGUCAUCAAUUCCAAACCUUGGAAGAAGUUAUCGAGUAUGUGAAACCGACCGCGUUGAUUGGGUUAACGGCCACUUUUGGUGUUUUCACAGAAUCGGUUGUGAGAGCUUUAAAGGUGAGUGUUGAUGCGGGGGGAUUGGGACGAAGACCUAUUCUUUUCCCGCUCAGCAAUCCUCUCACAAAAGCGGAAUGUACCUUCGAACAAGCUAUUACUUGGACCGAAGGAACCGUGAUUUUCGCCUCCGGAUCCCCUUUCUCGCCAGUAACGAUCAAACAUUCUGAUUCCCCCUCGGAAAACUCAACCACAUACUACCCCAACCAGGGUAACAAUGUUUACGUCUUCCCGGGACUGGGACUCGGAGCAAUACUAGCAAAAGCCUCGAGAGUCACCGAUGCAAUGGUGUAUCAGAGUGCGGAAGCAUUGUCGGGAUGUUUGAAUCGGGAGGAAUUGAUGAUGGGACUUAUUUAUCCGAAGAUUGAGAGAGUGCGCGAUGCGAGUGUGGUGGUUGCGAGGGAAGUGAUGAAGGCGGCGAGGAGAGAGGGAGUUAGUGGGUUGAGUGAGGAGUGUUGGGCUGUGUGGGAGGAGUGGGGAGAUGUGGCGUUAGAAAAUUGGAUUAAGAAACAGGUUUAUGAUCCUAGGUGGUAGAGUGGGUGUGAGUGGAGGAGAUGAGGAUUUUUUCGUUGCUGUGUUGUUGUUUUUUUGCUUUCGAGGGCUGGCUAGCAUGCGGGAGCAAGAUACCAUGACUUUUGAAUGCGAGUUUGCUUCUUUGCUUCUUUGCGUAGCGAGAUAUAUGGUUCAUAUGAGUAGUAAUUACAUAUAUACUACAACUUCAAAAUUACAUGUUGGUGGUCGGAAUCAAAAUAGACUAAAUAAGAAAUAAGCAAUAAUAUCACAAGAACCGAUUCUUA